CGCAAACAUCAUUACGAUCAUCAACAAGCAUCACCAAAAAAAAAAAACAUUAUCAUCAUUUUUCGACCAAAGAAUUGUUGUUGUUGUUGAAUUCAAAUUCUUAUCGACCAGAUAUUUUAAACAAAUUUUUUUAAAGAUAAAAACCAAAAUAAAUUUCUUUCUAAAUCAAAAAUGCCAACUGCCACUGUUCAAGUACGACAAACAACGACAACGACAACAGCUCGUUCAUCGGUAAUUGUCAUCAAUACGGGUUAUCUUUCAUCCAAAUUGGGUUUAUUAAAAUUUUUGAUUAUGAUCUUUUCAUUGGUCGCCUUCAUUAUGGCCUUGAUGCAUUUCGAUAAUUAUAAUCGUGAAGUUAGCUUAGAUUCUGAUCGAUUCUUAUUGAUGGUUAGCUUUGCCGAUUGGAUUACGGUUACAUUAAUGUUAAUUGCUGCAUUGCUUUCAUUGGGUAGUGCUACAAUUUUACCCAAAGCAAGUUUUGAUUUCAUAUUUCAUUUCAUAUUGGGUAUUCUUAUGUUGAUUGCUGGACUUUGGGUUGCUGCUUCUGCAUUUGCUGAUCCACAACGUAACACUUAUAUACAAGCUGGUUCCGUUUGUGCUGCCAUUUGUGGGAUCGUUCAAAUUGUUCAUGGAAUUUUCUCUUAUCGUCUUUGCAUCACGAAUUAGUUUACCCCCCCCAAUGAAUAAACCACUUGAAUUAAAAACACACAAUACCACAAUCAUCAUCAUCAUCAUCAUCAACUUUGAAACUUUAA
This is a messenger RNA of Dermatophagoides pteronyssinus (European house dust mite), 755 nucleotides long. RefSeq lists its product as uncharacterized. The record is from RefSeq and is a predicted model, not a curated record. Lineage: Eukaryota; Metazoa; Arthropoda; Arachnida; Sarcoptiformes; Pyroglyphidae.